AUGGCGGGAGAUCUCAACAGCAAAAACAGUAAUUACAAUCAAAAGCAGCACUUUUUCGAAAGUAGUGGUCAAACCCGCGUCCUUGCAAGCUGUUACAGUGAGCACGGUGGUAUCCCUGAGGCUCCCUCAGGGUCUAAAAUGCUUGCAACAAGCCCUCCCCUUGGUUCUCCAGCGAUUUCCAUCGCUGAGAAUUUCUUCUGGCCUAGAGACAAGUUGUCUCGAAAUACAGGGGAGGCAGCGCAAACCAUCACAGAGGAGUGUGAGAGGCUCUUCUGCGACACGCUGUCUGCAAUGUUCCUUGGUGAGAGGAACUGCGGACAACGGAGGUCGCUGGUGGUGGGUGCGCAUCGUCAGGAAUUUCGGCCAGAUAGCGUCAAGGACAACUACCGACGAAUCGAAAGUUGGGUUGAACUUUGGGAUUACGCGAAUGAUGCGAUCUAUAGAGGUUUCGUCGUCGACGAUAGCAAUGGGAAGACGAUGUUCGUGUUUUUCGAAGAUCGUACAUCUGACCAUGGUAUCAAGACUGGUUUACUAUCAUUAUUUGAAUUGGCCGAUAUGGACGCGUUCAACUGUACUCGGAUUGUCGCAUGUGUCCCUCGCUCGGCUGAUCCGUCCGAAUUGGGCAUCAUAGUCAGCAAAGGAUUCACCGGUCGUCAUGGUCGUGCCUAUCUAGUUUCAGCGGUUCCUAUACCUACCUCAAUAUCCAUGGCUUCAUCAUUUUCUCCCACAUCUCUGCCAAAUACAAUCACGCAAAGGCCAGUUCCUCGACAGCUAGUCACCGGUGCCCACACAGUGUGUGACAUAAGCUGUGCCUUUUGCGGAAGCGUACUAGGUUGGAAAUAUGUUGCUGCAGAAGAGGAAUCUCAGCGCUACAAGGUUGGCAAAUUUAUCUUGGAGACCAAGCGCAUAAGCACCUCUUCUUGCUGGGAAAUCGAAUCCGACACUGCUACAAGCGUCUCCAAUGCCGCCCAAAUAUCUAAAAAUACUACAUCUCAGCCUUUCGACAGUGCAGUGGAAUUUGAUAGCCAAGACGAGGACGAAUGCGAAGACCUUUUCGCUGGAGUGUGGACCCCAGCCCUCGCUAUACGCCGGAGAAGGCGCAAGUUCGAUAGCCACUCUGCAGUCUGA
Rasamsonia emersonii CBS 393.64 is the source of this 1128-nucleotide messenger RNA. Its product is annotated as Yippee family protein. Lineage: Eukaryota; Fungi; Ascomycota; Eurotiomycetes; Eurotiales; Trichocomaceae. The record is from RefSeq and is a predicted model, not a curated record. Gene Ontology annotation, molecular function: ornithine decarboxylase inhibitor activity. The coding region runs from base 1 to 1128 and encodes 375 amino acids. The transcript is spliced from 4 exons.